Molecule: messenger RNA, 3035 nt
Organism: Lates calcarifer (barramundi perch)
Lineage: Eukaryota; Metazoa; Chordata; Actinopteri; Centropomidae
Exons: 15
Coding region: 389-2167 (592 amino acids)
Cellular component (GO): sarcoplasmic reticulum; membrane
Molecular function (GO): signaling receptor binding
Source: RefSeq, a predicted model, not a curated record
CCUGCCCAGCUCUGUGCUUAGCUUGGCUCUUUCCUCCCCUGUGUUGCUUUCCUUUGCCCUGCCGUCCCCAGACCCCCCUCUGCAAUGCUGCCGCACUGGCAGCUCCAAAUUCCUCCCUAUCACCUGUAAACUUACAAUUUAUAUUUGGUUUUCCAAUUACUUCCAUUUUCUUAAUCUUGGAGAAGUUCAACCUGUGGAUUUCAUGGAUCAGGAAACAAGGCUGUGAUCACCAAGUUAAAAUGGAAUAAUUAACUCACUGCAGGUUUUUUUUUUUUUUAGUGGAUGCUGAUUGGAUUUAUACUGAAGCUGUAACUGUCCAGUCAGUUCUGCAUGAGGAGGCUUUGCCCCCAACUCAAAGGAUUAUACCUGGAAUAGUCUCCAUAUCACCAUGGCUGAAGGAAGCAAAGCCGCCUCUUCCCCUUCAGCCGGUGGGCCCAGUGGAGCAGCAGAACCACAGACCAGCUCUCUCAAGUCCAAAGGUCUGGGGCUCCUCAGGAAGGUAAAAGUGUCUGUGGAGCUGUUGUUCGCACUGGCUGCUCUACUGUCCUGGGUGGUUGUGGGAGUGGUGAUGUUUGACUUUGUGGAGUACAAGGCAGUCCCUGACAUUCAGCAAAUUGUUACGGACCCUGUGCAAGCUGUAAAUGAUGCCGUUGAUGAAGUAUCCAGUCUGCUCAAUAAAUUUCAAGAAUGUGCACCUGAUUUAAGUGACCCCAUGUCUGUUGCCACUUACGCAGCUGAAGAAAUAUCGGGAGCAAAAGAUGGAAUUGUUCGAUAUUUUUCGGAUGAGGAGGGAAACUUCUAUCUCAGCUACGUUGACCCUGUGGUCAUUGGUAGACGAGCUUUCCAUUCAUCAAAUGACUUCAUGUGUGGAGUGGUGGGCUCUGUCAGGGACACACUGUGCGCUAUAGUGGAUACUGUGUUGGAUACUAUAUCAGAUAUAGAUAAAGGAAAAACUGACCUUAGCUAUAUUGACCCUGUGGUCAUAGGCAGAGAUGUCUUCAGUGUUACUAAUGAGUUCAUGUGUGGAGUAGAGGACUACAUCCAGGCUGUGUUUUGUGCCAUUUUGGACACUAUUCUGGAUGUAGUGAAAGGAACCAUUGACAUUAGCUUCAUGGAUCCUGUGGUAAUUGGCAGAAAUAUCUUCAGUGUUAGUAAUGACACUGUGAAUGGAGUAGCAGGUUACAUAAAGGAUGUGCUCUGUACCAUCUUAGACAGUAUACUGGAUAUAACGAAAGGAACCACUGACAUUAGCUUCAUUGACCCUGUGGUCAUUGGCAGAAAUGUCUUCAGUGUUACUAAUGACUUUGUGAGUGGAGUAGCAGGAUAUAUCCAGGAUGUGCUUUGUGCAAUUUUGGAUGUAAUACUGGACACAAUAAAAGAUAUCCAGGAUGCUGUGGGAUUCAGUCCCAUGUCGGUUUUGAAGAGAACAGCAGAAAUCACCACAGAACAGAUAAACAUGCUUGCGAGCUACGUCAUCGGAGAACAAGGGAUCAUGCCGGAAGUGUCCAUCGACCCCAUGAAAGUCGUGGAAGAUGCUGUGUUGGAGGUCACAGACAAGAAAGAUUUGUUCUUGGCGUACAUGUCAAGCAUGUUCAUUGGUGAUCAAGGUGAACCUAUUGCGACGCCAGUUGUAAAUGUAGUGACUGAAAAAGAUGAAACUGUAGCUGCCCCAGGUGAUGUAACUUUGGUGAGAAGAAAAGGUGAAUUUCUACCACCCUUUGAGAAAGUUACAGAGAUUAUGCACGCCGCCAAAGAUGAAGCUACUCCUGCUGCAGAGUUAAGUGAAGACUCAAAGAUUGUGGAGGAGGAGGAGGAGGAGGCUGAAGUUCCCACUGAAGCUGUCAGUGAAGCAGAUGUGCAAGAGGCAGAUGAAGAUGAUGUGAAACUUGUCAACCUUGAAGAAACAGAACAUGAACCACCACUGGAAGAAGGGGGAGUUCUUGAUGAUGACAUCAAGGAGGAGGAGAAAGAAGAAGAGGCAGAAGAGGUAGAUACUGAGGAAGAGGAGGAAGAAUUAAAAACAGAGGAGGGUGAAGGAAAGCAAGGAGAGGGAGACAUUACAACAGAGGUGGUUGAUGAGGAAGAAGAGGAGCAGGAGGAGCCAAAAACAGAUGAAGAGGUGAUAGAAGAGGGGGGAGGAGGAGGAGGAGGAGGAGGCAGAAACUGAAGAUUUGUUAGAAGAUGAGGAGGAGGAGGAGGAAGAGACCAACACUGAGGUUUUGGUAGAAGAUGAGGAGGAAGAGGAGGAGGAAGAAGAAGAGGAUGCCAAAACUAAUGAUCUGGUAGAAAAUGAGGAGGAGGAGGAGGAGGAGGAAGAAGAAGAGGCCAAAACUGAAGAUUUGGUAGAAGAUGAGGAAGAGGAGGAGGAGGAGGCCAAAACUGAAGAUUUAGAAGAAGAUGGGGAGGAGGAGGAGGAGGAGGAGGAGGAGGAGGAGACCAAAACUGAGGAUUUGGUAGAAGAUGGGGAGGAGGAGGAAGAGGCCAAAACUAAAGAUUUGGUUGACGGUGUGUUGGAGGAGGAUGAGGAGGAAGAAGAGGAGGAUAAAGAAACUGAGGAGGAGGAGGAGGAGAAGAAGGAGGAGGAGAUCAAAACUGAGGAUUUGGUAGAAGAUGAGGAGGAAGAAGAAGAGGAUGCCAAAACUAAAGAUUUGGUAGAAGAUGAUGAUGAGGAGGAGGAGGCCAAAACUGAUUUAGUAGAAGAUGGGGUGGAGGAGGAGGAGGAGGAGGAGGAGGGGGAGGAGGAGGAGGAGGAGGAGGAGAAGGAGGAGAAGGAGGAGACCAAAACUAAGGAUUUGGUAGAAGAUGAGGAAGAGGAGGAGGAGGAGGAGGCCAAAACUGAAGAUUUAGUAGAAGAUGGGGAGGAGGAGGAGGAGGAGGAGACCAAAACUGAGGAUUUGGUAGAAGAUGGGGAGGAGGAGGAGGAGGAGGCCAAAGCUGAAGAUUUAGUAGAAGAUGGGGAGGAGGAGGAGGAGGAGGAGGAGGAGAAGGAGGAGACCAAAACUAAGGAUUUGGUAGAAGAUGAGGAGGAAGAAGAA